UUUCUCACAACAGAAUUAAACUUUGCACAAUAGUUAGUUCAACCUCCACAACAUAUAGUCGUUUUGGCACAACCUUGUGGCGGUUUCAUGUUCAUUUCGUCCAAAGGCAAAUGCCUUUGGACAUGAAGCAGCUGAGUAAGUACAAAUAUCUAAAGAAUGGUCACCCUUGACUUGCUAUUCAUCACUAUCUCCUUGCUUCUAUCAUGAAUGUCACAAUUAUUUAUACUUGUACCGGCUGAAUAGUCAUUGUCCAUACAACUAAUAGUCUUCAUGUCAUUGCUUGUGUCAGUGCACUCAAAAUUGUUGAACAUUUUGUCAAACAAUUUGUACACCCAUUUUGAAAACCCUAUUUUUAAGGAGUUUCCAUGAAAAUCUCCAUAAAUUACUUUUCUCAGGUGAACUUUAUCUCACACUAAUGAAAAUUGGUGUGUGUUACUCUUACUUGCAACCAAUGAAAAGCCUCUUCUACCCAGUCAUAGGUGAAUCGCGUUACAGUAUCCCCUACUCUACAAGUAUAUAUAUACAGUUUUUCUCAGUCGCUUUGGUGCGUUUCUCAGAUCAGAAUUGAAAUUCUCAUAACUAUUAGUUCAACCUCCACAACACUCAGUCAUUUGUGCACAUCAUAGUAGCAAUUUCUCCCCUCUCUGAACAAACUGCAAAUGAUUUUGGACAUGAAUCAGUUGCUUCCAUACAUUUCCCUGCUGCUUUCUGACAUUUCCAUUUGCUUAUGUCAUGUCAGUCAAAAGUAAUCAUACCUAUGGAUGCUGAAUAGUCGUUCCCAAUAAAACUAAUAGUCAUACAUCCAUUGCUUGAGUCAUCACACACAAAAUUGUUGAACUAGUUAUCACAUGCCAAAUAUUGGCCAUCUGUCAAGCAAAUCCUAUACCUUUCUGUAUCAUUUUUCCUGGAAAUGGCUCCGAAAUUGAACAAUUGAUCUCAGGUGAAUCACACGGUAUUUGGCAAUAUUGAAUCUGUUUCAAUUUCAACAAUUGACAGAGUACUCAAGAAGAAUGAAAUCCACAUGAAGCAAUUGUAUAAAGUGCCAUUUGAACGAAACAGUGACAGGGUGAAGGAGAUCCGUCACCAGUAUGUGCAGCGUGUACUGGAGCUGGAAGCCAGGGAAACACUGCACACAUUCAUAUAUGUUGAUGAGGCAGGUUUCAAUCUGGCCAAAGGCAGAAGGCGUGGAAGAAAUCGCAUUGGACAGAGGGCAACCACUGAAGUCCCUGGUCAGCGCGGAGGGAAUAUUACCAUGUGUGCAGCCAUCUCAGACAACGGCGUCCUCACCCAUAUCCCCCUUCUUGGUCCAUACAAUACCCAACAUCUCCUGACAUUUUUAGACACUCUUUACAGGGACCUAGUCCCUGAGAAUGAGAGAGGUGGAGGCCAACUCAGCAAGUAUGUUGUUGUCUGGGAUAAUGUCCGUUUUCACCACUCCCAUCAGGUCAGAGAGUGGUUUGCAGCACAUGACAGAAUUCUGGUUGAAUAUCUCCCUCCAUAUUCCCCAUUCCUUAAUCCAAUAGAGGAGUUUUUCUCUGCCCAGAGGUGGAAAGUUUAUGACCGGCAUCCACAUGAGCAAAUGGCCCUGCUAGCAGCCAUGGAUGCAGCAUGUGACGACAUCACAGCAGGGUCCUGCAGAGGAUGGAUUCGCCACUCCAGGAGAUACUUUCCUCGCUGCAUUGCGAGGGAUAACAUCUGUUGUGAUGUUGAUGAAAAUAUGUGGCCAGACAGACGGGAACGUCUGGAUGUGCCAGAAUGAUUUACUGCACUGUUACAUGUGCUGUUUAUUGUUCACAUUAGUGCACAGCUCUACCAAAUGGGUGAUUUUAUGUUUACAUGUAUUCUACAGUGAACAAGUGACUGUAGCAUAUUUUUCUUUUGCACAAUUCUGUAGGAUUACAAACACUUCUACACAAUGGAAAUGUGAAACGUACGUAUUCAGUGUCUCAGUUACUCCCAAGA
Molecule: messenger RNA, 1962 nt
Organism: Oreochromis niloticus (Nile tilapia)
Lineage: Eukaryota; Metazoa; Chordata; Actinopteri; Cichliformes; Cichlidae
Exons: 2
Coding region: 1022-1759 (245 amino acids)
Molecular function (GO): nucleic acid binding
Source: RefSeq, a predicted model, not a curated record